UUCCAAUCUUCCCUUCGUCUGUCCGUUCUUGCUUUCUGUCCUCAACCUUCCCCUCCCUCGCUCUUUCUCCUCCCCCGCUCGCUCACCAGCCCGCAAUGGCCGAGGCGUCGAACAACCAAGACGCCUUGGGCCUGCUGAGCGCAGCCCUCAAUGCGCAGGACGGCGCCUCCGAAUCGCGCCAUCUCACGCAGCUCUAUACCCUCUUCCAGACGCAGCCGGGCAAUCUUGCUAUCUUGUUGCCCAGCCUCGUCUCAUUGGUGCCCAGGGCGAAGGAAGCACUCAAGCGGUGGAUUGCAGAUGUGCUUGACCUCGCUUUUUGUCGGGCGACGUUGAGCUCUGAGGGAAGGAAUGCUCUUGCGAUCCAUACGCCAGACGCUGUCUUGGCGUUUCUCAAUGAUUCGCAGCUGAUCCACGCCAAGAAGGCCAUCCAGGUCUUCGCCUCGACAUACACUCCCCUCUUCAGGCAAUGCUGCAACGACCCAUCAUACCACAAGACAUGGCAGACUAUCGAGCGCAUCAAGGAGAGAAUAGCGUACCUCUUCGAGCAAGGUCCACAGGGAGUCAAAGUCGCCGCCAUCAAGGCCUUCCAGAAGAUCAUCCAGGUGCAGACCCGCGCAGGCGCUGAUCCCCGAAGCCGCAACGUCGACGUUAGCGUCAGCAUGGUUCCGAACCAUCACGGCUUCCUCCAGCCUGCUGCCCUCGAGGGUGAGGCCAAUCGCCUUCUGACCUCAGUCGUCACCCUCGUCUUCACCAGCGGCAACUGCGACCUCAUCAUGGCCUGCCUCAACACUCUCAGCUUGCUCGCAAAAGCUCGCCCGCCCUUGUCCAAGAUCGUCAUUGAGGCCCUCGUUAGCUGGACGCCUGCUGCCCUCGCUGGACAACCAUAUACGCACAUACGCAACGCCGAAAAGACGCUGCGGCUAGUAUUUGCGCACUUUGAGAGGCAUAACCUCACGGGACCGCACAGGCCGCAGAUUCAGGAGGCACUGCAGGCGCAGAGGCAGAGAAUGGAGGCUGCGGCGAGGGCAGAUUGGGAGCGCAAAGAGGCAGAGGCAAAGCGCAAGCGAGAGAACAUCGAUCAGGAGAUUGAACAGUCGGAGAAGAGGCAGCGCAUGGCAGCCGCUGAGCCCUCAUCGUCAGACGCUUCUUCAUCACUCAGCGGCAUAGAAGGGGCUCAUGCCUUCUGUCGAGCGGCAGCGGAAGAUACCAGACCAAAUCCGCUGGCUGUGUUCGACGCUACCACACUUCAACUGCCGCUGGUCAUCGACCUCAUUAUGGCCAAUUUGACCGCCGUUCCAGACGAAGAGCUGCAACGAGCCAUCGAGAGGACAAGGUCAAGGCUACACGGCAUGCCUCAAGCGCCUCCUCCAUCAAUGCCUCCUGGUCCACCGCCGCUAGCCGCUUCAGCGAGCCAGGCAGUCGCAGGCCCGCCUCCCACUCGCAGACAGAUCAAGGCAGAAGAGUCUGGCGGCGCAGAACCUAUGCAACCCCUUCCAGGAGCUGGCCUGCCAGAGAACCCGCUCAAGCAAGACCUUGAAGACGAAGACUUGCGAAAGCUCGAUCAGCAGGGCGCGGCUAAUCAGUCUGCUCUCACAGCCCCGGGCCAAGAGCUUGGUGCUGAUGAGGAGGACGCGGAGGAUGCGCUUGCCGGAUUGGAAGAUUUCGAGCUCGCACCACCAGAGCCUUUCAGUCAGACGGAGGCGAAGGCUCUGAUCAAAGAAGCGGUUGGCCGAAUGUGCGAUGCAGGUGGCCAGGCAGCUGCGGGGAGCGCGGAGUUCAGUGAUGCUGUCCCCUCUCAGACGCUCUGGGCUACGUUGGUCAUCAGGCUCGCCAGCAGGGGGUUUGAGACGGUGGCUGAGUCGCCUGCGCAGGAAGGGGAGAACGACGGUGAAAGCGGCAGCAGCAGCAGCGGCAAGCCCCUCAUCUCCCUCCGCAGCCACGCAAACGUCAUCCGCCAACAAAUGCUCGACUUCCUCUCUGCGGACUUCUCUCGUCGAAUACCCUUUGCCAUCCAAUGGCUCUCCGAAGAGUGGUUCUGCGACGUCUCGCGGCGUAAACGCGGGCAGGAGACUAGCUACAAUGUAUGGCUUCCAAAGGUGGUGAAGUCCGUUCUACCUCACAUCGAGGAGAAAGACAGAACCCUUUUCCACUUCUUGGCGGAGCUUCCCAGCUUGCCUGACGAGGUAGUCGAUCUGGUCGCCGGGCUGUGCCAUGAUAAGGAGAGAAUGGCUGUCGGUUUUAUGGGUUUGAGGGAGUUUGCGGUUUCCCGACCGCCGAUCAGGGAGAGGGCGCUGAAGCAGUUGCUCGAUCUCUCGCGAAAUGCAGACAACGGGCUCAGACAGACGGCGAUCAAGACUGUAAGGGGCUGGGUUGGGGGUGGAGGGCCAUUUGAAGCUGCCGUGCUUGAGUCGGCGAGGGAGUCCAUCAAACGCCUGACGGUAAAGGGCGAGAAUGGCAAGGCCCCUGACACAGACACGACUCAAAAGUCUUCAGCGGUAGCCGACACCAACAAAGUCAAUGGCGCUGCUAACGUCGCCGACGGCGACAAGGGGAUUCAAGAGGGAGAGGGAGAGGGUGAAGGAGAAGGAGAAGAGGGCGAGCGGCCACAGCGCGACCCGACAAAGGAUUGGAGCUUCGCGCUCGAGAAUGCCUCGCAGGUUCUUCAAUUCGUCGAAAUGCCCUUCGUCCUAAGCGUCAAGAUUCCCUCGAUGCUGGACGAGGUCUUCGCCGCUUACCCUGCGAUGUCUACUGUGGUCCAAAAGGGUGUCGAGCAGCACAUUGCAGCCCUCGUCCGCUCCUUGGGUCCAAGCAACCCCAAGCUCCUCGAUCUCCUCAAGACCUUCCCUCGAGGCGCCGACGGCCUGGCUCUCAGCGUGUUCACGGUCAUGGCGGAGAAGGGUCGCACGCAAGCUUUGCUCACUACGGUCAAGAAUCUCGUAUCAGACAGGGACGACGUGGACGCGCACUUCCUGAUCCCAAUCCUCCCGCACUGCACCAAGCCCGAGAUUCUCAAGCUCCUCCCGAAGGCGGUGACAAUUUUGAACUCAAAGCUACCUGAGGAUCGCACAACGAUCAAGAAUCUCUUUGCCUCGGUCGUCUCCCGUCCCGAGCAAGGCUUUGGGAGCGUUUCUACCAACCAACCUCGCGUACGUGACUCUCAGCUGCUCCAGCCCCACGAGCUCCUUGGCCUGCUCCACUCCAAUGAGGAGGUGAUUGGGCUGAAGACAACAGCAGAGGCGAUUCGCAUCUGCUUCAGCAUGACAGAUCUCUUCACCUCUUCCGUCCUGGCAGCUGCGCUCAAUCAGCUUGUGGAGGAGCCGCACCUCGCCACUCUCUUCAUGCGUACGGCAAUCAUGGCCGUCACGACGUACAAGUCUCUCUCAGGCUUCAUCUCGAGCAACAUCCUCUCUCGCCUCAUAGUCAAGAAGAUCUGGCAGAACGAGCUCCCUUGGAAGGGCUUCGUAAUCUGCGCUGAGCAGACUGCUCCGGGGAGCUUUGCUGCCCUUUUCCAAUUGCCGUCCGAGCAGCUUGUCGAUGUCGUCAGGAGAGCGCCAGGAUUGAAGGAGGGGCUCAAGGGGCAUUUGGAGAAGAAGGGGGCGAACAACAAGGCGAGGACUAGCGCCUACCUCGAAUUGAUCGAAGGAGCAGGCGCUGCGAGUCCGACGGCGAGUGGGGCAGGGAGAGGCGGAACGCCUGGAGGAGCUGCUGGACCAGGAGGAGGUAGCACGCCUUUGAGUGGGUCGACGCCUCUGCACACUGGCGGCGAGGGGCAGUAAGCGCGGCGAGGGAGGUGGGGAGGGCGCGGAGAAGGAGUGGCUCAUCAUCUUUCACUGCCAGCGGGACGACGUCUCGACCCCAUCAUGUACCAUCAGCUUCAACCAAAUUGCACACAUCUCUGAACGCG
Molecule: messenger RNA, 3904 nt
Organism: Jaminaea rosea
Lineage: Eukaryota; Fungi; Basidiomycota; Exobasidiomycetes; Microstromatales
Exons: 2
Coding region: 96-3776 (1226 amino acids)
Cellular component (GO): mRNA cleavage and polyadenylation specificity factor complex
Source: RefSeq, a predicted model, not a curated record